AUGGCCACAACAGUUACCGGACCUUACAUACCUAACAACUUCACAUCACCUACAUUAAGUGAAUGGGAACAAAUGAAAAUAGAUUUUAAAAUAAAACCGUUAUCGGAUUCUGGCUAUCUUGGUUCAGCUAUUUAUCUAACAUGUCUUGGUAACAGUUUAAUUAUAGCGAUGUUCCUUAAAGAAAAGAAAUUAAGGAUGAAACCACACAACUUAUUACUCUUAAACCUUGCUGUAUCUGAUUUGGGCAUCUCCCUAUUUGGUUAUCCUUGGACCACUGCUUCUUGUUAUGCCGGACGUUACUUAUUUGGUCGAGUUGGUUGCACUAUCCAAGGCUUUAUGACCUUUACUUUAGCCCAAACAGAUAUGAAUACAUUAGCUUGUCUAAGUUUUUAUAGAUAUAUCAACAUCUGUAAACCUCACCACAUGAUAUCAUUAAUGUGGGCUUAUUCCCUUGUAUGGACGGUGCCACCGUUAUUUGGAUGGAGUUCCUAUAUCCCGGAACCCUUUGGAACUUCUUGUAGCAUAGAUUGGAAGAAUGGCGAACUUACAACAUUCCCUACCAUGUUUGCUAAAAGUUCAUGUCUGUUAAAUCCACUACUUUAUUUUCUGACGAACUCGGCGUUUAGACAAUGUAUAUGGAGAAUGUUGAAUUGUAAAUCACCAAUAAACAUCAUCAAUGUCCGGAGGUGA
Molecule: messenger RNA, 690 nt
Organism: Patella vulgata (common limpet)
Lineage: Eukaryota; Metazoa; Mollusca; Gastropoda; Patellidae
Product: rhodopsin, G0-coupled-like
Exons: 4
Coding region: 1-690 (229 amino acids)
Biological process (GO): G protein-coupled receptor signaling pathway
Cellular component (GO): membrane
Molecular function (GO): G protein-coupled receptor activity
Source: RefSeq, a predicted model, not a curated record